Molecule: messenger RNA, 4639 nt
Organism: Cololabis saira (Pacific saury)
Lineage: Eukaryota; Metazoa; Chordata; Actinopteri; Beloniformes; Belonidae
Gene: kifc3
Product: kinesin family member C3
Exons: 24
Coding region: 1097-4135 (1012 amino acids)
Biological process (GO): microtubule-based movement
Molecular function (GO): microtubule motor activity; ATP binding; microtubule binding
Source: RefSeq, a predicted model, not a curated record
UUUAAUCUGUUCCCAUCAGAGGAACAGCAUCCCUCACGUCCCUCACGUCCACUCUGAAAACCAACCGAACCGGAGUCUCAAACAGGACGAAGAAACAAACUUGGUGUUUUGUUCUGAACUUCGGCCGGACGACAAGAAGUCCUGCAAGGUUCCUCUGCAUCGCUCUCAGCACAACCAAAGACUCUUGGACUGCAGGAGACGCCGGCAGGGAGUCACUUUUAACUGUCACUCAGAUUUUAGUUUUUUUUUUACUUAAGAAUCUGGUUUGUACAACUUAAAAAGUUCUUGAAGGUGACUCUUUCAGCACAACCCGACCUGGAGACUCGGACAGGAAACGAGCCGCAGGGGGGCGGGUUGGGGGACUUCUGCUCAGAUAUUGCUCGUUUAUGGACCUUUUGGAUCUUGGUGGGAGGAACUGGAAAAAACCUCGUGCACGUUGGCUCUGACAUGCUGGUUCCAUGAACUGACGACGCCUACGUCCAGGAGGUCCACCUUGACCGCAGACCAAGCUCACUGUGGGAGGGGGAGUUUGACCGUCUUCCUCUAGACCCCGGCUCUGACACAUUUCUGCUGAAGGAGGUUUCUGCAGCCACCAACCACGAGCUGUUACCCGUAAGCCGAGCGGGGACCCAGUUUUUCUGCAGGAGGAAUGAAGUUACCAGCUCCCUCCCCAACUGACUCUCAGGUGGAAUAGUGCACAGGACUUUUGGGUUUCCCUGCGAUUGGACAAAUGGCAAACAUGAGCGCUGUUAGCUGGACCUCGGAGGCUGCACCGACACCAGGAAGUAUCGAGUUGCUCUGAGAAACCCAAUCUGCUGGCUCUGGUUACCUGUGCCGCCCACAGGACAAGGUCCAGAGUUCUUAUCAGUCCUGUGAAGCUGUGACGUUGGAACAGAGGUGAGACCAACGGACGAGGCGGAAACGCCAAGCGGGAGGGGGGAUUACAGCCUCGGGAUUAAAGCAGCUGGAGUCAGACGCUGCUGGAUGAGGAUGCACAGAGGACACCUGCGAGCUCACACCUGGAUGGACACGACCCACAUCUCCCCGUGAUGGAGCCUCGCCACAGAGUCUGAGUGGGUUUGUGGUGCCGACGGUCAUGUACGUCCUCUGCACUUUGGCAGUCCUGACGCUCCACAGCCUCCUCAGGAGACGGAGCAGCGAGGAGCCCAGCGGGCAUCCGGAGGAUGGAGAUGGAGAGAGAGGAGGAGGCGGAGCUGGGAAAACCGAAGACCGGAGGCCCAGUGGCACGCGCCGGCGGGUUCAGGCGGUCCAGCGGUCCAGCGCUUGGCUCAGCCCAGCGGUCAUGUUCGGCGCCAGAAAGAACUGGGACAUCGGCCACGCCCCCUGCCUGCAGGAGCUCUGGAAGAAGGACCUCUCAUUGGACGCCAGCUCUCUGGACUUCCUGAGUGAUGCUGAGGACGAAGGCUCCUUCCUGUCUCUGCCCGCCGGCCCCUUCUCACCACGACCGUCUCUGAGCGCCGACGCCAGCCCCCCCAACCAGCAGCUGCUCAUCCAGAGGGUCACCUGGUCCUGCUGCUGGACUCCUGCCCACACUCUCCAGGACAAGGUCAGUGAGUUCCAGGCUCGUCUCCGCUCGGAGGAGGUGUCCCGUCACCUGCUGCUGCAGCAGCUCCAGCGCAGCGUUCAGCCCCAGACGCUGCAGGAGGGGGAGCCCCCGCCGGCCCCGCCCAGAGGUGUGAGGGGAUUGCAGCCCGCGGAGCGUCAUUUCUGUCCAGGAGAAGAGCAGCUUGUUGUUGAGCUGCGCAAACAGGUGGAGGAGCUGGAGAAGAAGCUGUUGGACCAGACCCUGGAGGUGGAGAGACUGCGCUCUGAGCUGGGGGCGACGGACCUGGAGAAGCAGCUGGAGCUGCUUCUGGUGGAGAACCAGCGUCUGAAGCACGAGCUGAAGUCAUGCCGGAGCUCGGAGCACCAGAAGAGCAGCAGCGCUGCUGCCGACGCCUGCAGCUGCUGCCCCCACAGCCAGGACGCGGAGGCCCUGCGGAGGGAGGUGUCCCGCUGGGAGCUGCAGGCCCGGCAGAGGGAGCAGCGGCUGGCUGAGCUGGAGCAGGAGCUGCUGGAGCGCAGCGGCAGGCUGGACGCCCUGCACCGGCAGCUGGACGACAGCCGGCGGCAGGUGGACGAGGCCCGCAGGAGGCAGCUGGAGGCCGAGCAGAAGCUCAGCCACCGGCUGCACGACUGUGAGGACGAGCUGGCCCGACGGCCCACCACCCCCAGACUCAAGUACGUGACCCAGACGGUGGAGGUGGAGUCGGCGGACUCCCAGAAGGCUCUGCUGGAGCUGCAGGUGAAGAACGGCGCCCUCCAGGAGCAGCUGUCCGUGCAGAGGCAGCUGCUGCGAGAGCUGGAGACGCAGCUGCACGAGUCGCAGCGCACCAGUACGCAACUCCGGACACAGCUGUUCGCCGACCAGGACCGUCUGUGCAGCCUUCUCUCCACGACUGUCAGCAGGGGAAAAGUCGAGACGGUUCGCAGGUUAUCCAAGAUCCUGGUCUACGAAGGAGAGAUGGAGAGAGCUCAGAGUCAGCUGGAGGCGGAGAUGCAGAACCUGGAGGAGGAGAAGAACCGCGUGAUCGAAGAGGCGUUCAUCAGAGCCGAGAGCGAGAUGAAGGCCGUCCAUGAGAACCUGGCAGGGGUGCGUAUGAACCUGCUGAGCCUCCAGCCGGCUCUGAGGACGCUGACGUUGGACUACAACUGUCUGAAGAGGCAGGUGCAGGACUUCCCCUUCAUGCUGGACAAAGCCAUCAGUGAAGCCAAACAGGAGAUCUGUCAGGUGAUCGGCGAGGUCAGCGCCGCCAACCAGGACCUGCUGCGGAAAUACAAGCGUGAGAUGAACCUGAGGAAGAAGUGCCACAACGAGCUGGUCCGACUCAGAGGAAACAUCCGCGUGCUGUGCCGCGUCCGGCCCGUCAGCCAGGAGGAACAGGACUCCGCCGAUGCCAAAACCACGCUGAGCUUCGACUCGGACGACGACGCCCUGCUCUACCUCUCCAGCAAGGGCAAGGUCAUGACCUUUGAGCUGGACAAGGUCUUCCCCCCUCUGGCCACGCAGGAGGAGGUGUUCCACGAGGUCCAGUCGUUGGUUACUUCCUGUAUUGAUGGUUUUAACGUCUGCAUUUUCGCCUACGGUCAGACUGGAUCGGGGAAAACGUACACCAUGGAGGGCGUGUCCAGCGACCCCGGCAUCAACCAGCGAGCCCUGCGCCUGCUGUUCUCCGAGGUGACGGACAAAGCUCCGGACUGGGACUACAAGAUCACCGUCAGCAUGGUGGAGAUCUACAACGAGACGCUGCGGGAUCUGCUCCGAGAGAAUCCCACCGACAAACUGGAUAUCAAGAUGAAUCCUGACGGCAGCGGUCAGCUGUACGUCCCUGGACUCACCGAGCACUCCGUGCAGAGCCCCGAGGACAUCAACAGGGUGUUUGAGCUGGGUCACAUGAACCGGGCCACGGCGUGCACCAACCUGAACGAGCACAGCUCGCGCUCCCACGCCCUGCUCAUCAUCACCGUGUCCGGAUACAACAAGUCCACCGGAGCCCGGACGCAAGGGAGGCUGAACCUGGUGGACCUGGCGGGCUCGGAGCGGAUCGGGAAGUCCGGUGCCGAGGGCGGGCGGCUCCGGGAGGCCCAGUGCAUCAACAAGUCUCUGUCGGCGCUGGGCGACGUCAUCAGCGCGCUGCGCAGCAGGCACGCACACGUGCCCUUCAGGAACUCACGCCUCACCUACCUGCUGCAGGACUCGCUGAGCGGAGACAGCAAGACCCUGAUGAUGGUGCAGGUGUCUCCGUUGCCUGGCAACACCAGUGAGUCGGUCUGCUCGCUGAAGUUUGCCCAGAGGGUUCGCAGCGUGGAGCUCAGCUCCUCGUCCUCCUCGUCCAAGAGACACGAGAACUCGUCCGCCUCGUCCUCCCCCACGCACGACAGCGUUGAGCUGGACUCGCCCCCGGUCACGCCCGGCCCCCUCCCCCUCUCCCGGGCCAGCAGCGCCGGCUCCACCCUCUCCUCCGCCUCCAGGACCCCCAGCAGCUCCCGCAGGAGGUCCCAGUCCCAGCUGUCUGCAGACAGACAGGUAGACAGAGCCAGCCCGUUGGUGGGGGACGGUGGGCAGGACGCUUGAAGCUGACAGCCUGAUGAGGGACGGACCGCAGACGGACCCCAGCCGGGCGGACGGACGGACGGACGGACUACAAGGCCCGCCCCCCUCAUCAUCCGUCUGGAGACACGUCCCUCCGUCCCCCGGACCAAACCCAUAUCCGGACUGCGCCGCCCCCUCUGACAAACUUCCAACCACAGUAUUUGUGUGUGAAGCUGCACUUUAAACUCGUAGAUUUAGUUCCUGACGAGAGCUGUUUGUGUAUUUAUGUUGAGCCUCAUCUGGAUUUUAGUUUCUGCUCCAGAAGCCACACUUUUAUUUCCUUCCAGGACCUGAAUGAGUUUUUUUAUGAGUUUGGAGCACAUGAGACAUUUGAGGAGCAUUUUGAGGUGAGAUGGGGUUGUCGCGUCUUUCCUCCAAUCAAGACGUUUCCACGGACGUCCCGUCGGCUGUCGACUCUCACAUGACAUUCAGCUGUAUGUUUGCAUUUGUUCAGUUGGUUUUUUUGUCAAUAAAAGCUCCAGAAAU